AUGGUCGAAGUAAAGACACUCCUUACCUGGGCCCAACAGCGAGGCGCCUCCCUAUCUCCAUCAGUGGCUGUUGAUAAGUCACCCGUUGGUGGUUUGGGUAUCAUCACUUCACAGCCUAUUGAGGAAGAUGCUAUAGUCCUUCGAGUGCCUCAACGCAGCACCUACGAUAUCCAAACAUUACUCCAGUACACUGAAGAGCUCAAAAGGAGAAUGACCAGCCCUACAGAGACGACAGUCAUACGUGGCUACAUAUGGAGUUUCGCUAUCUUGCAAUCUAUGGGAGUUGAUUUGAAACUCAUCUCGCCAUACUUGGACGUGUUGAAGACAACAGAGAUACUUGAUGUGGACGAGAACCUAGAAGCGCUGGAUAGCUUUGUUCAAUGGCAGAUCAUACAGAAGAAGCGGGUGGUGCUGGAGCGGACGGAGAUUAUAAAGGCUCAUCCUGACUUAGCACAGCACCUUUCCCCUGAAACAGCAUUCAGACUUCAUCAGGCAGUGAAGUCUCGAGUUCUCGAGAUUCCCCAUCCUGUAGAAGACGAAACCUACCAAUUCACUACGCGAGUGACUCUCGUGCCAAUGCUAGAUUUCGCCAACCAUGCCAGGGACAACAACGCAGUGUUUGAUGUGGACAAAUCCACUGGAGACGUGGUGCUUCGAGCCAUACACGCAAUUCCUAAAGAUGCAGAAGUUUUCAUUAGCUAUUCGCCUUCGAACGAUAAAGGAAUGUUUUUCAAGACCUACGGGUUCAUUCCUCGCGAUGGAGAGUACGAAUGGGUGCUCCCUCGUUUCAACGAUAUCGUCAACACCACAAAGAAAACCGAAGACGUUGACUAUACUAAGAUGGCCAAAUGGCUCAGAAUCAUGCCUCGCCUUAUUCUAACUUCUUCCCAAGGCCAGGUGCGUGUGGAUCUCACCGAGUCCCGGCUUCCACUCUUGAUGGUGCCAGGGCUCACAUACUACUCUGGAUGGAGGACUGAGAAAGCGGAUAUCGAGGAGGACGAACAGGACAUUGAGGAAUUGAUUUUCGAAGAAGAAAACAACCCAGUCAUCUUAUCUACAGAAACUGCUUAUGGUGUUGUCUACGAAGAUGCUUACGUGAGCGUCCCAAAUAUAUUAGAACAGACAUGGGAAGACUCCGAGAACGGGAUCCGCGAGCUAGUGGAGCUUACUAAACCGUUGCUUAAGUUAGCUGCGGAAACAAGCAAAAAGGCCGAUUACACUACUUUGGCUGCAAUUGCCACGCAAUACGAUAGCACGCAAUUACAAAGCUAUUUUGCAGCAAAGCACGAGCUUCUCCAGCAUCUUCUCCAGCUUUCCACAGAUGACUUUAUCAAUUACAACUCAAUUCUUAUAAUGGUUUCUCAAGUCGCAUCUAAAGCUGAAUUCCAGGAAGCUCUCAAGCACGACGGUUUGGUCGUUGUUGACUUCUUCGCCACCUGGUGUGGUCCUUGCAAGAUGAUUGCUCCUUUGUUGGACAAGUUCUCCAAGGAGUACUCUGCUGUUAAGUUCGUCAAGGUUGACGUUGACGAGGUUGGAGAGGUUGCCCAGGAGUACGAGGUCUCUUCCAUGCCUACCAUCAUCUUCUUCAAGAACGGUGAUGUUAUCCAGAAGGUCAUUGGUGCCAACCCUAACGCUUUGAAGCAGGCUUUGGCUGCCAAUGCUUAA
This is a messenger RNA of Candidozyma haemuli, 1665 nucleotides long. Its product is annotated as thioredoxin. Lineage: Eukaryota; Fungi; Ascomycota; Pichiomycetes; Serinales; Metschnikowiaceae. The transcript is spliced from 3 exons. Gene Ontology annotation, molecular function: protein-disulfide reductase activity; protein binding. Bases 1 to 1665 code for a protein of 554 amino acids. The record is from RefSeq and is a predicted model, not a curated record.